AUGGACCCCGCAGGCCAAGAUAUCAACCUGAACUCUCCUCACAAAGGUCUGCUGUCUGACUCCAUGAUGGACGUCCCUGUCGACACGGGUGCGGCUGCCCAGACCCCUGCUGCCGAAGGCUUGACGGAGGCUGAGGAGGAGGAGCUCAGGGCUGAGCUUGCCAAGGUGGAGGAGGAGAUCAUUACUCUGCGCCAGGUCCUGGCAGCCAAGGAGCGGCACUGUGGGGAGCUGAAGAGGAAGCUGGGCCUCUCCGCCCUGGACGGGCUGCGGCAGAACCUGUCCAAGAGCUGGCAUGACAUGCAAGGCUCCAGCGCCUAUGUGAAAACUUCUGAGAAACUCGGAGAGUGGAACGAAAAAGUGACCCAGUCUGACCUCUACAAGAAGACUCAGGAAACGCUCUCACAGGCAGGACAGAAGACAUCAGCUGCCCUGUCCACUGUGGGCUCUGCGAUCAGCAGGAAACUUGGUGACAUGAGGGCUCAUCCGUUCUCACACUCCUUUAGCAGCUACUCCAUCCGCCACUCCGUCAGUAUGCCAGCCAUGAGGAACUCUGCCACCUUCAAGUCGUUUGAGGAUCGUGUUGGGACCAUAAAGUCUAAAGUCGUCGGUGGCAGAGAGAAUGGCGGGGACAACCUUCCUUCUCCAACAGGAAAUAGUGACAAGCCCCUGCCGGAUCACGCCCCUUUCUAA
Orycteropus afer afer is the source of this 690-nucleotide messenger RNA. RefSeq names its product TPD52 like 2 (gene TPD52L2). The record is from RefSeq and is a predicted model, not a curated record. Gene Ontology annotation, cellular component: cytoplasm. The transcript has 9 exons. The coding region runs from base 1 to 690 and encodes 229 amino acids. NCBI's taxonomy places the organism in Eukaryota, Metazoa, Chordata, Mammalia, Tubulidentata, Orycteropodidae.